Messenger RNA from Exaiptasia diaphana, 2306 nucleotides. RefSeq lists its product as uncharacterized. The record is from RefSeq and is a predicted model, not a curated record. Gene Ontology annotation, biological process: lipid droplet organization; lipid storage. Gene Ontology annotation, cellular component: endoplasmic reticulum membrane. Lineage: Eukaryota; Metazoa; Cnidaria; Anthozoa; Actiniaria; Aiptasiidae.
GUACGAAGGUUGGAGAUGUGACUUUCAGUAAUUUCUUGAUUUAUUCCGGCGAAAUGGCGCUUGUAGAAGCUGCCUUCUACCUUAAGGAUACCACCCUUGGGGUAGGAAAUGCGUUUCGAGGCACUGUCGUUCGUGUUUGCCUGUCAUGUUGCACUGUUAUUGUCUUGCUGUGGGUUGCAAUUUUGAUGUACAUCAGCUUCUAUUAUGCCUACAUGCCCACUGUUCAUCACUCCCAACCUGUUUACUUACAAUUCUCGCCGCAUUGCCACAAGAAACCAGAYGGUGAGCUGUGCUCUUUCCCGGAAGCCAAUGUGACACUCAGUAAAGGAGACAGGGUAAAUUACUUAUUAAUCAAUGCACACUGGAUCCCAUCGUCAUCGAUAAUGAAUUCUGAUUGGUUCGCUAUCAAUGAAAUGCAGAUGCAUUGCGCGCCUUCAAGAUCAAAAUACAGGAAAGGUACGAAGGUUGGAGAUGUGACUUUCCGUAAUUUCUUGAUUUAUUCCGGCGAAAUGGCGCUUGUGGAAGCUGCCUUCUACCUUAAGGAUACCACCCUUGGGGUAGGAAAUGCGUUUCGAGGCACUGUCGUUCGUGUUUGCCUGUCAUGUUGCACUGUUAUUGUCUUGCUGUGGGUUGCAAUUUUGAUGUACAUCAGCUUCUAUUAUGCCUACAUGCCCACUGUUCAUCACUCCCAACCUGUUUACUUACAAUUCUCGCCGCAUUGCCACAAGAAACCAGACGGUGAGCUGUGCUCUUUCCCGGAAGCCAAUGUGACACUCAGUAAAGGAGACAGGAUGGUGACACUCAAGUUCUUGUCCCACUCUGGCAAAGUGUUAGCAACAUCAUCUCGAUCGAGUAUGCUUCAUUUCAAGUCAGGGUUUUUGAAGAGUCUUAGUACAAUGUUCAUGUCUUUUCCUCUGAUAUUUGGAUUGUCUGAAGAAAAUCAAAUUGUUGCUGUGAAAUUGUUUGAAAAUUAUGUUGAUGAUUCUUAUCAUCCUGUGACAAAAAUUAAUGUGGUGAUUUCUGCAAGAAGGAUUGAAAUUUACGGUGCUUCUAUUAGAAUUGAAGCAGAGUUUUCUGGAUUUAGGUAUAUCCUUUUCAAUUAUCCAAUCACAUCAGCGCUUGUCUGUAUAUCAACGAACUUCAUCACGGCAUGCAUAGUUUUCUUCUUUGCAUAUCAUGCAUUCACUCCAGACACCAUUGAAGCCGAGACUGACAUAGUCCAAGUGGACGCCGAUGGACAUCAACAUCUYUAUAGCGAAGCUAGGCGAAGGGACCUCAGAAGAAGCAGUCCRCGAAGGGACAUYRSAAGAAGUAGUCCCGAACGUAGAAUAUGUCGGACCCCAAGCCCAUUACCUAACGCUGGUAGGUUCAGAGUCAGGACGUUGUACUCAAGAAACAAAGCCCCCUAUAUGAAUAACAGUGUGUCAUCRUCCCACUUUGAACCAAUCRGCAACCAUACCGUAAGGCGCAGGCUAAGAUCCGCCUCUUUUCCUCCAUGUAGGUGGGACAAACAUGACCAUCAGACAAUGGCUAAUCAGGACSUCGCAGAGACUGUAUGUGGAGCACCCGGUACGUCACGUGGAGGUAGUGAGGGUGUGUAUUCUUAUCUACAAAAGCGUGGUAUCCAGGCUGUUCUUGAUGAUCAUGUUGUUGAUUCGAAGUGUGAUCGAGAUUACAAAAACAGCAGUGAGGUGGAUAAUAUUCAACCGUUGACAUACUCCAGCACUAGUCGGCCUAACCACACAAUUACUGAAACAAAUUUUCUUGGUUAUGAACAGCGAAAUGAAGCGCGUCUAACACCUUUAGAAAAAAGCUUAUCAUUUGAUAGCGGGGUUCAGCAAAUUCUACCGUCUUAUACAGUUAUGCAGCCGAAUGACACAGGGAAAAAACAUCUGACACAGACAGGGGACUUUGGAAAUCAUUCUGAAUUUAAURGACAACUAUCGAAAUCAUCCGAAAGGAGGAUUCCGGAUGGAGCCCCAGCAGAACCAUCUCAAGCAAGAGGUCUUGUCAGAGCAAGAAGUGAAGARCASUGCACAUCUAWUGAAAGCAAAACGACAAUUAGGAAACGUUMUUCUCCAAAYAAAGCKAAGUCGAAGUUGGGAUCUUCAUUUAGAAAGAUACUGCCAAGGAAAUAAUUGAGUGUUCUACUGAUGAUUACUGAUUUCGGUGAUUUAAAACCUUGUCAACAUAUGGACGCUUUGUUUAUUCUGAGUGUUUCCAUUUGGAUGGAGAAUACCUUGCCAGUUCAGUGAGUGGUAUCGUCAUUGUUUAGGGUCAAUGAUACUAAUAAAGAAUGUCUUUUA